GAUUACUUGGAGGGGAUUUAAACAGGGAGCAUGGUGGAAAGUGGCACCUGAGGAGGGACAGCUCAGAGAGGAAGGGGACCAGGAGGCUGGGAGACGGCUGGCAUCUUCUCAGAGAGGAACAGACAGCUGGAACUUGGAACAGGAGAGCUGUCAGGAGACACUACAUGAGAGACGCUAUAACACAGAGAGAGAGAGAGAGAGAGAGCAGGUCCUGAAACUUGGGAGCAGCUCGAUGGUGCAACUUCAGAGCAGAGAGAUAGCAGGGUGCUGAGACUGAGAUAGCAGGGUGCUGAGACUGAGAUAGCAGGGUGCUGAGACUGAGAUAGCAGGGUGCUGAGACCUCAAAGCAGAGAUAGCAGGGUGCUGAGACAUGAGACCAUAGGUAAGAGGGUGCUGAGGAUGAGAUAGCAGGGUGCUGAGACUGAGAGCAGAGAUAGCAGGGUGCUGAGACUGAGAGCAGAGAUAGCAGGGUGCUGAGACUUGAGAGCAGAGAUAGCAGGGUGCUGAUAGCAGAGAUAGCAGGGUGCUGAGACUUGAGAGCAGAGAUAGCAGGGUGCUGAUAGCAGAGAUAGCAGGGUGCUGAGACUUGAGAGCAGAGAUAGCAGGGUGCUGAUAGCAGAGAUAGCAGGGUGCUGAGACUUGAGAGCAGAGAUAGCAGUGUGCUGAUAGCAGAGAUAGCAGGGUGCUGAGACUUGAGAGCAGAGAUAGCAGUGUGCUGAUAGCAGAGAUAGCAGGGUGCUGAGACUUGAGAGCAGAGAUAGCAGUGUGCUGAUAGCAGAGAUAGCAGGGUGCUGACACUUGAGAGCAGAGAUAGCAGAGUUCUGAGACUGAGAGCAGAGAUAGCAGGGUGCUGAGAGCAGAGGUAACAGAGUUCUGGGACUUGGCAGUAGUGUUAACAGGGUGCUGAGACUUGGUUAAACUGAUAGCAGGUGUUGAGAAUUGGGAGCAGAGAUAACACGGUGCUCAGACUUGGGACCAGAUAUAGCAGGGUGCUGAGAGCAGAGAUAGCAGAGUCCUUGGACCUGGCAGUAGUGCUAACAGGGUGCUGAGGCUUGGUAUUAGUGAUUACAGGGUGCAGUAAGUUGGAACAGAUCAUAAAGCAGGGGGAGCUGUGAGGAAAUCCACCUGGACGCACUUUUAUCCCAGUACUGAGAGGAGUGCCAUCUGGGAGCAGACACCAAGGUGUCAAGGCAGCUACUACUAGCAGAAUCCAACCAGGAACCACAGAUGGCUUCUGUCACAGAUGGACGAUAUGGACACAAAGAUGCUUCAGACCAGAACUUCGAUUACAUGUUUAAACUUCUCAUCAUUGGCAAUAGCAGUGUAGGCAAGACCUCGUUCCUUUUCCGCUACGCUGAUGACACCUUCACGUCAGCUUUCGUCAGUACAGUGGGAAUAGACUUCAAAGUGAAAACCGUUUAUCGAAAUGACAAAAGGGUGAAGCUGCAGAUCUGGGACACAGCGGGACAGGAAAGGUACCGGACCAUCACAACAGCUUAUUAUCGAGGAGCUAUGGGAUUUAUUCUAAUGUACGAUAUUACAAAUGAGGCUUCAUAUACUGCUGUCCAAGACUGGGCCACCCAGAUAAAGACGUAUUCCUGGGACAACGCGCAGGUCAUUCUGGUUGGGAAUAAAUGUGACAUGGAAGAUGAGCGAAUUGUUCCAUCGGAGAAGGGGAUGCAGCUGGCCGAUCAGCUGGGUUUUGAAUUUUUCGAAGCUAGCGCAAAGGAGAACAUACAGGUUAAGCAAGUUUUUGAGCGUCUGGUGGACAUAAUCUGCGACAAGAUGUCAGAGAGCCUGGACGCUGAGAACUCAGCAGCCAGUGGGGGUAAAAACAUGCGAUUUACGGAUUCCACUCCCCCCACCCAACAAAAAUGUACAUGCUGACCUCAUUGUAAAUCGCUGUGGGCUACACAUUGCCAGUCUCACUCCAAGCUACGUCACCUCUUUUUGUGGUUGUGUUUUUUUUUUUUUUUAAGUCAUAAAUUUGGUAAUAAGCAGUCAAUCCUGUGGUAAAACAAAACAAAAAACAACAACUAAUAAAUACAUUUGCAUCGUCUGUUCUAAUUCUAAGUGCUGGACUUUGUAUACAUCUGGUUUCUUUUGAGGUCAACUUCACCAUUUGGAGCCAUUUUGGCAAAUAAAAUGCAUAAAUCAUGUGAUCACCUAAAGCUUAAUGCCCCUACAGUGGAAUAAAAUGGCUGUGUCGUGUCUGUUUACUAAAGCGGUAAUUGUGGGGAACGUAUCAUUUCAGGAAGUAAUGUCCGGAUUGGCUAAUUAGAGGGAGUUAAGAAUUCAUAUAUUUUGGCCUAACCUUUGUUAGUUCCCCUCAUUUCCUGGUUUAGGAAGGAACCCCCAUGUGUGUUAAUUGUGUUUUACUUGUGACCCAGGUUUAGUCUUGGUUUUAUGAAAUUGUGGAUUUUGUUCUUAUAAUCAAGUCUUAUAUAUAAAUAUAUAUGUUCAUAUUCUAUAUUCGAAUGUCACGGUAGAAAUGUAAAUAUAUAAAUAUAUGGAUGUAGUAAUGUUAUGGACAAUAAAAGUGUUUGUUGAUAUAAAUAUACACAGGUGACAUGUUUUCCAUUUGAA
Molecule: messenger RNA, 2586 nt
Organism: Pelobates fuscus (common spadefoot toad)
Lineage: Eukaryota; Metazoa; Chordata; Amphibia; Anura; Pelobatidae
Gene: RAB3B
Product: RAB3B, member RAS oncogene family
Exons: 7
Coding region: 1228-1887 (219 amino acids)
Biological process (GO): protein secretion; regulation of exocytosis; protein localization to plasma membrane
Cellular component (GO): endosome; synaptic vesicle; plasma membrane
Molecular function (GO): GTP binding; GTPase activity; myosin V binding
Source: RefSeq, a predicted model, not a curated record